Molecule: messenger RNA, 162 nt
Organism: Gavia stellata (red-throated loon)
Lineage: Eukaryota; Metazoa; Chordata; Aves; Gaviiformes; Gaviidae
Exons: 1
Coding region: 1-162 (53 amino acids)
Source: RefSeq, a predicted model, not a curated record
AUGCUGCUGCUACUGUCACUUCUGCCGCUGCCGCUGUUGUUACAGAUUUUGCUUUUGCUCCUUCUACCGCAUGACAAUUGUUUUCCUCGUCUAAGCAGAUACCAGCCUCAGAUGCUCAAGGUGAGAGUCUUGCCUUUCGCUCUGGGCUAUUGGUUCACUUAA